Molecule: messenger RNA, 1890 nt
Organism: Sabethes cyaneus
Lineage: Eukaryota; Metazoa; Arthropoda; Insecta; Diptera; Culicidae
Product: protein Teyrha-meyrha-like
Exons: 10
Coding region: 1-1890 (629 amino acids)
Biological process (GO): protein ubiquitination
Molecular function (GO): ubiquitin protein ligase activity
Source: RefSeq, a predicted model, not a curated record
AUGGAUAAUCCCAGCUAUGGAACCUCUCACAUGUCAUCGCCAGCACUAGUAGUGUUCUCCCAGGCCGCCAAUGGAUUAAGUGAUGCUCUGCGAAUACAGCGACCCUUCCAAGGACAACUCCCGGAUGCCAAAGACCUGCACCAUCUCUCCCUGAUGAGCGGCUACGGAGCUCACCUGCUGCACGGCUUCCAGCCACACUUUCUCCACCCGCUGAAUCCGGCCGUAUCGACGGCCAGUGGUACUAGUCCUUUCAGCGGUGGGGGUGCCUUUGUGAAACCAUUUCCCUCGAACCUGCCACUUCCGUCUGCCUUCACGCCGCCCAAAUGUCUAGGUUUUGGAAUUGACCAAAAUAUCUUUUCAAAGGGACUGCUAUUCGGCGGAAGCAGUGGUUCUGAAUCCUUCCGGACGUCAGACUCAUCGAGUCCCGCCUGUACAUCAUUGUCCCCUCCGGCGAAAGAUGAAUCCAUGGAAGGACAAACCAGUGAAGAAGGCGAUCGAGAUCGAAUAUGCAGCCCCGAGCGAAGUCCGGAGACACCUGGCUUCAGACGAAUUGGCCCUCCAAAGAAGACCUUCGUGGGAACACCUCCGCCCAAUUCGUGUCCCAUCUGUGGUAUCCAGCUAGCACCAAGUGACCUAGAAACCCACUUUUCGGCCGAACUAUCCCGGCUAACCAAGAUGAGCUCGGCUGCCGAACGGCUCGAAUUACGUCGAACGCUAAGCGUCGACAUGCACGCAAUGCAAAGUACCCUCCAGGGUCGCACCAGUCGGUGGGAGACUUUUAAAAAUAUCCGCAAUAAGCGCCAGGAUCGCCUGCGGGGCAAACUGCGAAAGCGAAAAUUUGAUGGCGAAGAUGGCUUCGGUCUGCAAUUGGGGAAUGUCAACUGCCAGUCCUGCCCGGUGUGUCAUGGGAGACUGCAGCGGACACAGGAGGAAAUUGCUCAGCACAUCGAGGACUGCGUGAGAAAGCAGCAUCAUCACCAGCAACAUCAGCAGCAACAGCAGCAACAAAACAACCAAUCGUCUACUCAAGAUGAAGAUGAAACAGUUGACGUUGAGAGCUACGGCGACGAAACUUCGAACGGAGCAAUCAACAUGACUUCAAAUGUGAUUCACCACACCAAUGGCGGUCUGCAUAACAACAACAACAAUAACAACAACACACCGCUAAAACCGGAUCCUCCGUUGACAAAAAUUCCGCCGAUGGAGGAAAGUGCCAUCACUUCCCUUAGUUCGAUUGUUCCGCACUGGGACAGAAAACCGAGACUUACUCUUCCCCUAAAUUGCACAGCCACCUCCGACAACUCGAUCACGCGAGUAACACCAACCAGUAGCGAUCAGCGAAUUGAUGUCGACUACGAACAGGAUCACGAUCACAGUCAGGAUAUGAUAACCGACAAUGACGAGGAAGUAAUCGUGGAUAACACGGAUGACGAAGAGUGCAUGAAACGGCACCGACCGACGCUUACCACUCUGGGCGGGCAUCAUCUUUCCAACGGUGGGCCGAUUGGGGGCGUCUUGCGUGACGAUAAAAAUAGUACCGAAGAGGCAACUUCAUCGGUUGAAAUCGAUUCGGCCACCGAUUCGAUGCCAAUCAGAACGGCAGGCAAUACGCCAAACUCUGACUCGUACGUAAGCACCUCGGAAUCCGCGGAGCCAUCCUCGAAGGCACAGGUAUUGGAAGAGCUGAAAGCCCGAAUACGGGAACUGGAAGGAUCACCUCAUUACAAAUGUUUCAUAUGUAAGGAAAAAUGUAAAACGUUGAUCAUUUCGAAAAUUUGUGGACACUACCUGUGUGAGGAGUGCUGGAUUACAGAAUCGGAAUCGUCCAAAUCUUGCCCGCGCUGCAAAAUUAUCACCGCGAAUUCGGAUUUUAGAAAAAUUCACGCUUAG